Molecule: messenger RNA, 1989 nt
Organism: Rhododendron vialii
Lineage: Eukaryota; Viridiplantae; Streptophyta; Magnoliopsida; Ericales; Ericaceae
Product: triose phosphate/phosphate translocator, chloroplastic-like
Exons: 12
Coding region: 379-1638 (419 amino acids)
Biological process (GO): transmembrane transport
Cellular component (GO): Golgi apparatus; membrane
Molecular function (GO): antiporter activity
Source: RefSeq, a predicted model, not a curated record
UUAGGGUAUUUUUUUUUCUUCUUUACUUCCGCUCACUAUUGGCUACACUUUCCUGUCCGACUCAUCUUCUACUCACAGUUUGAUCGAUUUCAUCACAGAAAAAUACUCCUAGUGGGGUUUCUUUCUCACAGUUGUUUCUGAUCUCACUAGUACUCCUAUGAAGUUGCUAUUCUCUUUUCAGUCUCCCCUCUUUACACAUAUAUAACUACAUUCAUUCUAUAAAUACAAACUUAGGUUUCCGGGCCAGCUUACUAACCCUCCAUUAAUCUUUGAUCAAUCCACCGUCUACUAGCGCUAGGUUUUUCUAAAGGCCCACCUAGUUGGUUUUUUUUUUUUCCUCUCUCUCUCUCUCUCUCUCUCUCUUUACUUUCGUUUACUAUGGCUUCAAUUGCCUGUUCGACUCAGUUUCUACUAAACCCUUCGCGAUUUUCAUCUCCAGUUAGAGUUUCACCCAAUUUAGUUCAACUAAAGACUCGAUUUUCAGUUACGUCCAGAGCAGAAUUUUUUCCGGUGCCGGAGUAUCGGCUGUCUACGGCGUCGGUCGGAUUGUCUGGAACGAGUUUAGGGUUAUUUGGUGGGAGUCAGUUGUUGAGGCGAAAAUUUUCGGGUGAUUUUACUACAAAGGCGGCAGCAGACGAUGCGGAUGGUUAUGAAAUUGAAGUCUCGGAUGGGUUAUCUAAGCCUUCUAAGAGCUUUGGUGAAAAAUUCCCAGUUCUGGUUACUGGUUUCUUUUUCUUUACGUGGUACUUCCUAAAUGUCAUUUUCAAUAUUCUGAACAAGAAGGUUUAUAAUUAUUUUCCAUAUCCAUACUUUGUAUCGGUGGUACAUCUCCUUGUUGGUGUGGUCUAUUGCCUUUUUAGUUGGGCUUUUGGUCUACCAAAACGUGCUCCAAUUGACAAGGAACAAUUGGCUCUCCUCACUCCAGUAGCGUUCUGUCAUGCCCUUGGACAUGUCAUGUCCAAUGUAUCAUUUGCCGCCGUAGCUGUGUCUUUUACGCAUACCAUCAAAGCACUAGAGCCAUUCUUCAGUGCUGCUGCUUCUCAGUUUGUUUUGGGCCACCAGAUUCCAUUGUCCUUGUGGCUAUCCUUAGCUCCUGUAGUUUUUGGUGUAUCAAUGGCAUCACUGACGGAACUUUCUUUCAACUGGACUGGUUUUGUAAGUGCGAUGAUUUCAAAUAUUGCAUUCACCUACAGGAGUAUCUAUUCAAAGAAAGCAAUGACGGGAAUGGACAGUACAAAUGUGUAUGCUUAUAUCUCAAUAAUUGCCCUUCUGGUUUGCAUCCCACCAGCACUAUUUAUUGAAGGGCCCCAGCUGAUGCAACAUGGAUUUGCAGAUGCAAUUGCGAAAGUGGGUCUGCAAAAGUUAUUGUCAGAUCUGUUCUGGAUAGGAAUGUUUUAUCACCUUUACAACCAGGUUGCUGCUAACACUUUGGAAAGAGUUGCACCUCUUACACAUGCAGUCGGAAAUGUUUUGAAGCGAGUGUUUGUUAUUGGCUUCUCUAUUAUUGUAUUCGGUAACAGGAUUUCCACACAGACUGGGAUUGGUACAGUAAUAGCCAUUGCAGGCGUUGCCAUCUACUCCCUUAUAAAGGCAAAUAUGGAAGAGCAAAAACGGAAGGCUGCUCAAGAUCCUGCAUAACGGAGGUCUGCAGCCAAACUACCUGACUACGAAGUACCCUGCUUAUUGAUGAGGGUGACUAUUUCGUUUUUUGGAAAACGUUUGUAACAUCAUGAGGAUCCAAUUUUUGCGCAACAUUGAGCUACCAAAAUUGUUAAGACACGUGUCUUUAUGGGUCUGACCCUUUUUCAGAAAGACCAAAAGCUUAAGAGAGAUACUGGCACAAAGUAAAAAUCUUCCGGUAGAUAUAUACUAUGUUUUUCUUAGCAGACAAUUCUGCCGUGUUUUGUUUGUCAAGGGAAAUGAAACAAAUGUUUCAUACUCAAGAACAAUUACAUCAAUUUACACAUUAAUGCUGCAUCCGCGCGUUCA